AUGGCGGACGGCAAGGAGAAAGCCGCAGAGCUUCUCCGGGUCCUUGAGGAAGCUUUUUCCGACGUGGACUGGGUGGCGGUGCGAAAGGAAGGAGGCCGCCUCAUAGAGUUGGAUAGCUCCCAUGGGCUUGGUGUUGGGUGGGAGAAGGAGAUCGUGAAGAACGUGCGGGUUCUCAUGCAUGUCCUUGACCACACCGUGAACCUGCCUGCCCACUCGGUCUUCAAGGCUUGGUUGCAUGCUCUUGUGGUGUUUCUGAGCAUUCCGUUAUAA
Messenger RNA from Symbiodinium sp. CCMP2592, 270 nucleotides. The record is from the annotation of a GenBank genome assembly. NCBI's taxonomy places the organism in Eukaryota, Dinophyceae, Suessiales, Symbiodiniaceae.